ACGAGGGAAAAAAAAAAAAAAAGAAACCGUUGCAGACUAAUGGAAGACUUCCCUUCUCCGCACAGUCUCAUUUCGGUGAGUCCUUUCUGCCCCGCAGGCAGUUUGCAAAGGCAGGGGAUGGUUUCUGCAAACCUCUGUUUUGAACGCCUGCACCCAGGGGCGGGGGGCGCGGGCAGAACUCCUCCGCGCCACCCCAAGCAGAGUCCCACCGCUUCGGGGCCGCUGCGGACCUCCGGACACCCGGCAUCGCGCCUCGGAGGUGCCGCGCGGUGGCCACAGACCCUCCGCCGUCCCCUUGAUGCCACCGCCUCCGCGCUCCCGCUGGGGCAGCCCCAGGGGCACCCACCCGAACCGAGCUGGGCCAGAGGGGCGGGGCUGGGCCCUGUGAGGUCAGCGGCGGGUGGGCCAAUGAGCAGCGCGGCGGAGUCAGGGUGCUCCUCGUGUGGUGGUUGCAUGGGGAGGGUGGCAGCGGCCAGCGCAGGGCGAGGGGUCCCGGAGCACCCCCGCCCAGCCGGCGGGCGAGACUGAGGGUGCCGCUGCCGCUCCCGCUGCCCCUGCCCGGACGGGCACAGGUGCGCCGGUGGCGGCGGGAGCGCAGCGCCCUCCUCCCGGCGGCGUCCGGCGGGGGAUGUGCCGGCCACCGGGGGCGCGCCGCCCGUGGGAAGCGCGCUCCUAACGCCACCUGGGCGCCGCGGGAAGCGCCCGGCUCGGCUCGGCGCGGAGCUGGCGGCGCAGCGUCGCCGGGAACCGGGCAGCUCUUGACGGUUAUGGCCAAAUCUUUCAUCAGCAUAUUGUAUAAUGAGCUACCCAUUGGAUGAUUUACAGUCAUCUGAAACAUGAUACAUACUUCUCUUCCUUGUCCAUGCCUACAUGCUGACACAUUACCAGUUUUGUUUCCAAAAGAGGAGUUCACAGAACUGCACAGUGCCUGAUCCAACUAGCUGCUUUGAUGUUCCUCACAGGACCAUACUAUGUCAGAGAGCCACAAUGAUCAUGCAAAAUAACAGUUCAGCUUUGCCCCUGUUUUCAAAUGUAAGCUCCUUCUGGAAGAGAGAUUCAUAUGGACCAGGACUUCUUGAUGAAGCAGCAUCACUGAUUGGCAGCUAUGAUUUCCCUCAGACCACAGAGAGUUUUCCCCUCCCCACUGUGGAAUCAGCAAACGUGUCUUUAAAUGCCACAAGCAAAGACCCUCUGGGUGGACACACAGUCUGGCAAGUCGUUUUGAUUGCUUUCCUCACUGGGAUCCUUGCACUGGUGACCAUCAUAGGGAACAUCCUAGUGAUUGUUGCAUUUAAAGUUAACAAACAACUGAAAACAGUAAACAACUACUUCUUAUUGAGUCUUGCCUGUGCAGAUCUGAUCAUCGGUGUUAUUUCUAUGAAUCUUUUCACCACAUACAUCAUCAUGGACCACUGGGCUUUGGGAAACUUGGCCUGUGAUCUUUGGCUCUCUAUUGACUAUGUUGCCAGUAAUGCCUCUGUCAUGAAUCUUCUUGUCAUCAGUUUUGACAGGUAUUUUUCCAUCACUAGGCCACUUACAUACAGAGCCAAACGAACAACCAAAAGGGCUGGGGUAAUGAUUGGUUUAGCUUGGAUCGUCUCUUUUGUUCUUUGGGCCCCUGCCAUCUUGUUCUGGCAGUAUUUUGUUGGGGAGAGGACUGUGCCUCCUGAUGAGUGUUUCAUACAGUUUCUCAGUGAACCUGUCAUCACUUUUGGCACUGCCAUAGCUGCCUUUUACUUGCCAGUCACCAUUAUGAGUAUUUUAUAUUGGAGGAUCUACAAGGAGACCGAGAAACGCACCAAAGAGUUAGCAGGGCUACAGGCUUCAGGCAGUGAAGUGGAGGCAGCACGCUUCGUACACCAGACAGGCAGCUCCCGCAGCUGCAGCAGCUAUGAGCUGCAACGACAGAGUAUGAAACGCUCCACCCGAAGGAAAUACGGGCGCUGCCACUUCUGGCUCACAAUGAAAAGCUGGGAACCCAACACAGACCAGGGGGAUCAAGAUCACAGCAGCAGUGACAGCUGGAACAACAAUGAUGCUGCUGCUUCCCUUGAAAAUUCAGCCUCCUCUGACGAAGAAGACAUCACUGCAGAGACCAGAGCCAUCUAUUCAAUCGUGCUGAAGCUUCCUGGUCACAGCGCCAUCCUCAAUUCUACAAAACUCCCCUCCUCAGAAGAUUUGCAUGAGUCAGGGGAUGAACUGCAGAAAUCUGACACCGAAUUGAAGGAAAAGAAACCUAAAAAAUUGCACCCUCCCAAAAGUGUUCAGGAUGGUGGGAAUUUCCAGAAGAGCUUUUCUAAGCUUCCAAUUCAGCCAGGGUCAGCAGAGACAACCACAGCUUCUGAUGGCAUCUCAUCAGUGACCAAGGCAUCUGCAGCCCUGCCCUUGUCCUUCAAGGAAGCAACCCUGGCAAAAAAGUUUGCCUUGAAGACCAGAAGUCAGAUCACAAAGCGAAAACGAAUGUCACUUAUCAAAGAAAAGAAAGCAGCACAAACACUUAGUGCCAUUUUGUUUGCCUUCAUCAUUACCUGGACCCCAUAUAACAUCAUGGUUCUGGUGAACACAUUUUGCAGCUGUAUCCCCAAAACUUUCUGGAACCUGGGGUACUGGCUUUGCUACAUCAAUAGUACAGUGAACCCCAUGUGCUAUGCACUGUGUAACAAAACAUUCAGAAACACUUUCAAGAUGCUACUGCUGUGCCAGUGUGACAAACGGAAACGACGCAAACAGCAGUAUCAGCAGAGGCAGUCAGUCAUUUUUCAUAAGCGGAUCCCCAGGGAGGCUUCAUAGAGUAGUAUUUUUUAAGCAACUGAAAAAAUAAUGAAAUGGGAAUGGGAUGGGACAGGAUGGGAUAGGAUGGGACAGGAUGGGACAGGAUGGAAUGGGACGGGAUAAAAAGGGAAGGGAUGGGAUGGGCUACGAUGAGUUGGGGUGUGAAGGCGGUUCCAGGGUGCUUAUUUAAACAUUUAAGCAUCAAGAUGUGAAAGCAGCUGCCAGGCCUACGUAUCCUUUUAAUAAAUCCAGUUUAAUAUAAAAAGUCAAGUAUGCAUUGAGCAAAAACUAACAAGCUUCAACGUUUUUACUAAGGAAUGAAAGACUUAAUAAAGUUUUCCUACAAAUUUGCAAGAAGCUGUAUAACAAUUGUAAACCCAUUACCGAUCUGCCCAGCUUUUUGAUUAUAGUCGACUCUGGGAUCUCAGGUAAGCACAUCUAGCUAGCCCAACUCUUCUGUUUCCAAGGAAUCCAACAACUUACAAUUCAAGACACAUACAGAUGUAGCAAGCUAGCGAAAUAGGAUUAUGUAAUUAUUUGAGACACUGUAUAGGUUGCAAAAUUGCUUCUUGUUGUCCAGGUAGAGUUUCCUGUCUACUUCUGGUGUAUUGUUAAUUGUACCCCUGAUUCCUGAUUGCCGAGUAUCUAUGUGUGCAGCUCAUGUUAUAUAUAUGUGUGUGAGUGUGUUUGUAUGUAUAGCAUACAUUCACACCUCUAAAAUACACACAUACCAGGAAAGAGGUAAUCUACUGGUUUAGGUUUUACAGGGCUCCCCAUCACAAUUACAUGACUGAAAUAAACACCACCCCCCCCCCCCCGAAAGUCAUAUUAUAAAUAUAUAUGUAAUAUGCUACCUGAAAUUCAAAUUUAUCUUUAAAACCAAAACAUAGUGUCACAUUUCAAAUGGAGAGAACCGAGCCCUGUGGAACCUAAUGGUCUAUAGAGUUUCAUAAUGGGGCAUCUGCCCAGUAAAACCUUAAUCUUGAGCCCAGUAUCUCUCCCCAAAGUGAUCACACCUCUUUAGAAGAUACAAGGUGAAAGGAAUUGAAGGUUACAUUCAGGGCAGAAUGUGAAGUUAUCUUCACGGGGUGUGGGAUGGUGGGAGCCCACAUCUGGGUUGCACGGUGCUAGUGUGCAAAGGGACUCGCUCAGGACCCAGGCGGGUGCAGCCAGUAGCAGGACCGCUGUUUUCUGGUGGGGCGGCUUUGCUGCUGUCAGAGCAUGCACGGAUGCUGAAACACCUUGUCCUGACUUGCACCAUGUGGAUGUACCACUGUUUUCAGAGCCAGCUGAGAUCCAGUGCACAGCACCUGUAUGGCUUCCAGUGAAAGUUCAGGUUGUAAUUUUCUAUCUGAAGCUGGUGGAGCCCCCCCCCUCUCACUGUCUGCCCAGGUGAUCUUCAGAUGCAGAAGAUUUGUGUGAAAGAAAUGCUUUAUUUUUGCACAUGAAGGAUGCUUGCUAAAAAGUGGGUUUUUUCCAGAACCUGUUUUAAAAAUCAUCAGGAGAACUGCACCUAAGUCCAUUUAAUGCCAGGUUAUUUGGUGUUGUGAAAAACAUGAAUAUUGCCAAUUUGUAACCUGGCAAUUUUUCAUAAAGAAAAUUUUACAAGGGCUUUAAUAUUUAUAGCUUUGACAUGACCAGUACUUCCUGGUAUUUGUGAUGUGGUCUGCACCAAAUAUGAUUUAUAAAAGUCGGAGAUCCCCUGGGGAAAGGAUUGUACUUUAAACUAUUGUUCUAAAUUUGAUUUAGUUACAUGUUGAAAGAUAAUUUUGUAUUCUCCUUUGAAUUGACCAAAACUUUUUUUAUUGCUUAGACUCUUAUUUUGCUGAAAAUAAAACAAAACAAAUACCUUCUUUUACAAAGGGGCAUCAGUGUUGUGAACACAGAACUGAUGUUAAAGCUGCUUUUGUAUUCAGUGUGAGAUGGUGUUUACAGAUGAAUUUGACAACAGUGGAAAUAUAUUAAAUGGUGUCUGUGUAUCUGAA
This is a messenger RNA of Pezoporus occidentalis (night parrot), 4757 nucleotides long. RefSeq names its product cholinergic receptor muscarinic 3 (gene CHRM3). The transcript has 4 exons. The record is from RefSeq and is a predicted model, not a curated record. Lineage: Eukaryota; Metazoa; Chordata; Aves; Psittaciformes; Psittacidae. Gene Ontology annotation, biological process: positive regulation of smooth muscle contraction; regulation of vascular associated smooth muscle contraction; chemical synaptic transmission. Gene Ontology annotation, molecular function: G protein-coupled acetylcholine receptor activity; G protein-coupled serotonin receptor activity. Bases 871 to 2790 code for a protein of 639 amino acids. Gene Ontology annotation, cellular component: plasma membrane; dendrite; synapse.